This is a messenger RNA of Batrachochytrium dendrobatidis JAM81, 1353 nucleotides long. RefSeq lists its product as uncharacterized. Bases 1 to 1353 code for a protein of 450 amino acids. The record is from RefSeq and is a predicted model, not a curated record. Lineage: Eukaryota; Fungi; Chytridiomycota; Chytridiomycetes; Rhizophydiales. Gene Ontology annotation, molecular function: protein binding. The transcript has a single exon.
AUGAAACAAGAUCGCAUCAUCCUAGCAUACCGCAGUUUUAUCAAUCUGGAGUCCUCAAACUCAUAUUUUCUGGCAGAUCUUCCACCAAAGGUAUUCUUUAAUCUCAUUCAAGCACUUUUAAACAACAAAUCUCAAGUCCUCAAGUCCAAAUCUCAUUACACCAAACUCCAUCGAGUAGCCACCAUGUUUGAACUUAUGCAGACCGUCGAAGCCAAGACUGACAUAAAUGUGCUAACACUCAUGAUCUAUAUCUAUGCAAAAAUGAAUAAUCUGCCCUCUGCUUUGAAAGCAUAUGCAGAGAUCAAGCAACAUGGAUUUGAUCACAUGUGUCCUUUGGUUCUUGGAAAUAUGACCCAAGCCCAUAUUCUCAAUGAUGACGAAAAAACCGGCCUGGAAUACUUUGAACUUUUGAAACAAGUUGAUUUGACCAUAUAUCCCUACGAGGUAUUGCUAGGCUCAUAUGUGCUCAAAUGUGACGAGAGCGGGAUUGCGCGUGUUAUAGAAAUGAUGCGUUUAGCUGGAUUUUCCUGGACUCCUCAGAUACUUACCAAGAUUACUAAUUAUUACGCUUCUUGCAAGGACGACUUGACUGUAUUGAAAUUGAUCAAAAAGUUUCAAAAUGAAGGCGGCGAUCUAAAUGCUCGUAUAUACCAUCGCCUUAUGGUUACGAACAACAAUAUUGGCGAGCACCAUGAUGCCUUGCAGACUUUGAAUCAAGCAAUUAAAAAGCGAGUUCGUAUCACACAUCCUAUGAUUACCGAAAAAGCAGUUGCGUAUGCUGGAUUAGGUCAGGAGAAACACAUGUGGGACACAUACUGCGCUGUCACCAAUCAUCAGUUUGUCCAAUCUCGUCUUUGUAUUGCUAUGGCAAAGCAUCUUGGUCCAUUGCUCGAAUCUGAGCGUGAUGUCAUAGGUGCUAUCAGUGCGUAUGUCAAAGAGUCAAAUGGCUCGCUCACCAAUGCUCUCUCUGGGUUGGUGAACGGCUACAAAUUCCUUGGAGAUCCUGAUUCCGCAAAAUAUCUGAUCAGUGUUUUAACUUCGUACAAUCCAUCUUUAUCUUUGGCCAUCCAUGUCAAAGUAGUAUAUGCAUACUUGGAAACUGGAAACUUUGAUGGUGCUUUGGGCCAUGUCAAAUAUUUGGAAGAUCGUUAUCAGAGUGCAGAAGUUAUUCACAUCUACCCAUUACUGGUUCAUGCAAUCAGCUAUCGGCCCGAAAUGGUAAAGAAGCUUCUUGCAUGGAUGGCUCGAAAAGGUAAAGACAUUGAUAUUGAUCAAGAGUAUCAGCGUGCAGCGUUUCGUGCAAAGUUGGGACCAAAGACUUUUGAUGAUUAUAAUAGUAUAGGGCAGGAAUAA